Messenger RNA from Syngnathus typhle (broad-nosed pipefish), 3188 nucleotides. It is a transcript of the gene pecam1b, whose product is annotated as platelet and endothelial cell adhesion molecule 1b. The transcript has 11 exons. Bases 233 to 2161 code for a protein of 642 amino acids. The record is from RefSeq and is a predicted model, not a curated record. Gene Ontology annotation, biological process: cell surface receptor signaling pathway. Gene Ontology annotation, molecular function: transmembrane signaling receptor activity. Lineage: Eukaryota; Metazoa; Chordata; Actinopteri; Syngnathiformes; Syngnathidae.
CAUUCCACAGCAGCACAAAGUGAACCAGCGUGGACAUCCUGAGGAAACAACACUGGCUUCCUGUCAAAUUAAGCCAAGCCGCUGGCUGUUGGGAACGAUAACCGCUGCUGGCUGAGGUAGAGCGCCACCUUCGUGCCACCCCGCCCACCAACUACACGCCAGCACCCAUCGAGGCCAUUUGGGUCUAGGACCGUCGGCCACAGCGGGAUCAUUGAAGAGCUCCUCAGACGCCAUGGGCCGCUUUCUGCUCCUGUUAAGCUGCACGCUCGUAUCUAACUAUCUCCAUCCAUGGAGAGGGACCAACGCACAGACCAUGUUCACUAUAAGGGACAUCAGUAUAUCUCUUGAGCCCGGGUCCGAUGUGAUGCGGGGCACCAAUGUGACUGUGCGCUGUCAGGCAUUGGUCAGCAGCUCAGGCACAGGCCAGCUGAGUCGCGAAUACACAAUCUUCAAGGAUGGCGUCACCGUGUACACAAAGACAACCAGCAGCUCUGGUGAUCUCCUGUACCGCCUUCCUGAUGCCCGCGUGUCCAACGCGGGCAAAUACAAGUGUAACAUCAACAUCAAAGGCAAGCAGAUGACCAGUGAGGCCAAGAAACUCACAGUCACGGGUUUGUCUGCACCCCUGCUUCAUUUGAACAACGCUGUUGUCAGUGAGGGGGAGGAGGUAACAGCCAGAUGCACAGCGCCAGGAGAAACGGGUUCUAUCAUUUUCUAUUUCUAUGAUGAUGCCAAGGAGAUCCUAGAGGAUAGGGUCAACUCCAACCUGUCUGAAGUCAAGCUUCGCUUCAACACUGUUGGCAUCCACAAGAUGUACUGUGCCUACACCGUCCUGGUGACACCGAAUUCCUUCAGGUCGGACAAAAGCAACGCUGUCACCAUUUCGGUCAGAGAACUUUCCAUUACGCCCGUUUUGGAGAUUUUCCCUUACAGCAAUAUCUAUGAAGGAGACACAAUUGACAUCACGUGCACCAUCAGAAACCUCAUGCCCGACAUGCACGGAAACGUUCACCUCUACCUGAGUCGCGGGACCCAGCUUCUCAGCAGGGGGGACACCAAUGUCAACCACAGCAUGAUCGCCUUGGCUAAGGACUCUGAGGAGUUUGAGUGUAGACUGGAGAUGGGAAAUGUUGUGAAGGUUGAUACAAAAAAGAUUUUGGUGACUGAGCUGUUUUCAGUGCCUACGCUCUCAAUGUCACCAAGCGAAGUCUUUCAAAGAGACCACAUGACACUGAGCUGCAGAAGCGACAGCUUCGCUUCAGAGAGGCUCCACAGGGACGAGUUGACUUAUAGUUUGGAUCCGCCAGAGAGUCUCCUGCUCCCAAAGGGCACCGGCGUGUUUUCUGGCAAAGCUCUGCUCUACGAAUUCAACUACACUUGCAUUGCUCAAGCCAAGGGCAUCAGGAAAUAUAGCAAACCUUUGACUGUCAUUCCUAAAGUAACUGUAUCAACACCAAGGAUCUCGGUGGUUGGCAGACCGGUGUUGGGACGUCCAAUUAAGGUCCUGUGUCAGUCGGACAUCGGCAGCCUGCCCAUAAACUACACUUUACUGAAAGACUACGAGAUUCUGAGCACAGCCAGUGUCAAAAUGCCUUUUGAACAGGCUCUGUUCACCGUCACCAUCCACCAGCCUGAUGAAAUCAACAAGUUGAUGUGUGAGGCCAUGAACAGUCCGAAGGAAGCGCCACUCAGCAAAAGACUGGAUGCUACUGUUGUUGUACCUCUGUCUCAUCCGACCCUCACGGUCAUCCCCGUCUUGCCGGAAAUUGCAGAGGGAGAUCAUCUCUUCCUGAUCUGUGGUGUGAAAGGAACCCCGCCCAUCACCUUUAAGUGGUAUCGAGACGGCAGCAACAACCCGAUCUUUACCACCACCUCAGACAAGAACAAUACAGACUACCAGAUUCAAGCUCUGGCCAAAGGUGACAGUGGCACCUACUACUGUGAGGCCGUCAAUCACGCCAACAAUGUGGUCCGCAGCACACCAGUCACCAUAGAAGUGCGCUUAGCCCUCUGGAAGAAAGCGGUUAUUGUGGGCUUCUGUCUGCUGAUGGUGUCUGUGCUGGUGGUGGUGAUUGUGCUGUGCUUCAGGUCCAAGAGAGGUAAAAGGGAAGCAGCUGCUGAAUUGUCAGUCCUUCGAGCCCUAAAUCAGAUGACUCUUUAACAGUGAUUCUAACCCACGACACAGAGGUUAAUAAUGCAGCCCCAGGUAGAUUUUUUUUUAAUUUACUUUUUUUCUUGUGAUCCACCGGCUGUCUUCAUCAGUCAUUCCUCCAACCACUAGUUCUUUCAUAGCAUGUUUUGUGUGGGAGCCAUUGCGAUCCAUCCUCACUUCAUCAUCCAUGAUCUAAUAUGCAUGCAGGGGUCACGUUGUUGUAACUUGACGAGCAUUGUUGAAUAUAAACAUCUGUUUUGUCCAUGAUAUCUUGGUAGUGUCACGUGAGAGUGUUUAGUCUCAGACAUUUUGCAUGUACAUUGUCGCUCUGUGAAUUCCUGAGGCAACCAAAACAGGAAUGGUUUGUUGUAUGGAGGGGGGAGUGUCUGGACUAGCAGGAAGAUGCUGCUUAGAGUUUGAAUACUGGUGAAUAACAUUGUCAAGUGUUGCAAACUGUUUAGAGCGCCCGUUAUCAUCUUGUUCCAGACGGAGCACCACACUAUGAUGGCAUGGAGGGGAGGGUGACCAAUGGGACACGAGCUAUGCGCGCUGUCGCUUCCCACUGACAUCAGCAACAGGAGCAGCUUCAGUAUUCCAGCCACAGUGUAGAGAUACCCUGCUUUGCAAGGGACGGGGAGCCCCUUAAAAAAUGUUUGAAGGUUCGCCCCAAAAAAGGAAGCUUUUCUUGUCCCCCACGUUUUUUCACAUAGAAGGAUGUGUUACAAGAGAAAUGACUCGCCUCCUGCUGCUCCCUCUCCCCUCCCCCUGCAAUCGAGAGGGCUUUGAUUUCUUCUCUAUUUUUUUAUUUUUAUUUAACAUCACUGUCUUUGUCCUGUGUUUCUUUGUAUGCCAUGUGUCGGCGGGUCCAUGUUUUUACAAUGUUAAGACUUUAGCUUUUGUAUGUUUGAACAUCGUUUAUGACUGUUUGUUUUUCAGAUCCCUUUAUCACUAUCAUAGGACAUUUGUGUGUGUAUAUUUUGGUUGAUUCCUUGACUUUGCUCAAGUCCUUUUAGAAUAAAUGAAUUGGAUCUAUUUA